This is a messenger RNA of Drosophila subpulchrella, 811 nucleotides long. RefSeq names its product dynein light chain roadblock-type 1. The coding region runs from base 116 to 421 and encodes 101 amino acids. The record is from RefSeq and is a predicted model, not a curated record. Lineage: Eukaryota; Metazoa; Arthropoda; Insecta; Diptera; Drosophilidae. Gene Ontology annotation, biological process: microtubule-based movement. Gene Ontology annotation, molecular function: dynein intermediate chain binding. Gene Ontology annotation, cellular component: cytoplasmic dynein complex; centrosome; cytoplasm. The transcript has a single exon.
UCCCAAGAGCAUUCAGUUCUUCCAUACAAAUCACACAGAUCAGUCAACUCACUCCCAGUCGCAAAACAUAUACAUAACAAUUAAUCACUUUCCAUACAACAAAAUACUAAAUAUAAUGAAUCGCAUCCUGGAGCAGGUGAUCCACCAGAAUGGACCCACGGUGGAUCGCAUAUUAUCGGAGCAUACUUUGGGAUAUGUGGUCUCCGACAAUAUGGCUAAUGCAGUGGCCGAAACGUCCUUCGACAACACAAGUGCCCAGGCGAUCGUGAAGCAUUUGAAUGGACUCCUGGUGGGCACCUGCCAAAGUGUAAUUCGGGACCUUGACCCCUCCAACAAACUCUGCUUCAUGCGCCUGGCCACUCGCAAGUUCGAGUAUCUGGUGGCCCCCGAGGAGUACUUUACCAUCACAGUGGUUCAGUGAGGAAAAAGGGAACCAUCGACAAUAUUGCUCCUAUAAUAAUAUCAUUCAAGUUGGAUUAUUCAAAAAGAAUGUAUCAAGUGCUAGUUGGAUAACUUUAAAAUUGCCUGAAACUUUUAGGAAGAAUUUCCUAAGAACGCUCACAAAUUUUUAGGAAAUUGUUUCCAACAGUUUUAAGGCGAUUUCCUGCAUUCAGUGCAUAAAUUCAAAUCAAAUAUUCUUAAAAUAACUCAACUGAUGAUUUAUUUAAGUCAAUAAUUUAAAGAUAUUUAAUGUUCAUUUCUACGACGCUAUACAAUUCGGGCAGAUUUUCAAAAAUAUCACUUCCCUUCUAUUUAAUCUCAAGAUACAAUAUAAAUUUUGUUCUAAAAUUAAAAUUGCUAAUAACCUUGA